AUGAAACGAAGAAUGUCAUCGAGAGCCGCCACUACGAAGGCUCGAAUCUUCAUGGCAUGUUGUACAUCCAUCAUGGUUUUGGUAUCCAGUAUCUAUAGCAUGACCUUUGUCUUUACAAAAUCAAUAGUGAAGGAAAUGAUUCUCGAUCGUAAGGAUAUCAACCUGGACCUGAAUCUUCGGUCCAGCAGUAAGAACCUGAUACUAGAUUUUGAUAUGCCCACUGGUUUGGAACUAGCCGAUAGAGACGAAGAUGAUCCUUUGAUUACACAUAGUAGUAGUAAUCUCAGGAAAGCACUCGAGAAAAGCAAGAACCUUCGAAAAGCCGAGGAGCGUACUAACGAGAAUCCCGCUGACAAAAAGAGCAAAGACAAGAGCCAAAAGAACAAGGAUAAAUUGAAACUUGGAAACAAGAAAAAGGAGCAGGUAUGGAUAGAGGAAAGCAACGACAUUGGUGAAAUCAAUAGCUCUGGCGACAUCAUGAACGAUACGACAGUUAUCGUAACGACGAACUGGAUGCCAAGCCUCCCUUCUACAGAUCAAUUGGACAAAGUUAUCGACUCCUUGUCACGCGUCCAUGGCCUUCCCCAGGAUGCUCCAAUGAUCAUUGCUGUGGAUGGUGCCUACGAAAAUGGCGCUCGCUAUGAAAGUCCCAUGAAUGUUGAUAAUCGUGCCUAUGUCAAAGCCAUCAAGGCCAAAUACGACAAACCUCACGUCACUAUUAUGGCUGCGGAUACGAAAAUCAUGCUGACCGGUAAUAUGAAGCGAGCACUUCGAAAGGUUCACACGCAAUACGUCCUUGUGCUGCAACAUGACCUUCCCUUUAUCAAUGAAGUCAACCAUACCGCUUUGGUCGACACUAUGGAAACACAUCCAGAAGUCCGUCUCGUACGAUUCCCCACCGCACGGGUACUGACAAGAGCCCGCGAUGGAGGUGUGUGCGAUGAGGACGAGGUGGAUUUUGAAUCGGAGAAUGGAAUCCAACUGACCAAGACGCACGUGUGGAGUGACAGAAACCACUUGACACGAAAAUCCUACUACGCCGAGAUGUUCCAGCUUCCUGGAUGGAGUGGUGUUCGAAACAUGGAAUUCCACAUGGAGAGCUUUGGAAAGAAGGACUGCAAACACUGGGGAACCUACCUCUUUGGACCACGGGGUGGCCAUCCAACAAUAUUUCACUUGGACGGCCGAGGAGGCGGCAAACACAUGACGAGUACGAAACGAGUCUUUGGAAACUUGAGUGGCCUUCUGGAAUGA
Molecule: messenger RNA, 1254 nt
Organism: Cylindrotheca closterium
Lineage: Eukaryota; Bacillariophyta; Bacillariophyceae; Bacillariales; Bacillariaceae
Source: the annotation of a GenBank genome assembly